Molecule: messenger RNA, 933 nt
Organism: Castor canadensis (American beaver)
Lineage: Eukaryota; Metazoa; Chordata; Mammalia; Rodentia; Castoridae
Source: RefSeq, a predicted model, not a curated record
GGGAAUGGAGUUCCUUUUAUAGAUGUGGCAACUGAAAUUUAAGUAUGCUUAUUCAGGUUUGCACAAAUUUGUUGUUAAAUUCAGGAUGGCCCGUACCAUGGAACCACUGGCAAAGAAGAUCUUUAAAGGAGUUUUAGUAGCUGAACUCAUGGGCAUUUUUGGAGCAUAUUUUUUGUUUAAUAAGAUGAACACAAGCCAAGAUUUCAGGCAAACAAUGAGCAAGAAAUUUCCCUUCAUCUUGGAAGUUUAUUACAAAUCUAUUGAACAGUCUGGAAUGUAUGGGACCAGAGAGCAAGACCAAGAAAAAUGGCUGGGUAGCAAAAAUUAAGAAAUUGGCCACUGACCAGAUUAGAAGAAAUACCAUAGUAUCGUUUCCAGAUUAAAAUUCCAAAGCUGACACGGAUGGGGUUUGGAAUAUUUAAGACAAAAUGUCAGUUUUAAUUCAGAGGCCUUAUUCUUUGGACUAUGAAGAAGUUGACUGAAGAUAUGAUUACUGUUUUUUCAAUGAACUUUUGUUGGUGGGUGUUAUGAAAAUAAAGAUGUGCUUGUUAGUUCACCUAUAGUUUUGAAUCUUAAAAAUAGACAUAGUAGUAAAAUGUUUAUAUUUAAUAUUUAUUAGCUUAAAUUCGCUUAAUAGUAUCCUAAAAAUAUAGUAACUAGAAAUACUGCCUUUAUUCAUUCUCACCCUUCUUGAAGUAAUUCACACUGCGUCUUUGACGACAAUGUCUCUAGCACUACUAGAGGCUACUUUUAAAAACUGGCUCAACUAAGAAAUAAUUAUGCUGUAAUAUUCAGCUGUAAUAAUUCAGUGUUGUUUUAAUAAAAUUUACACCGUGCUUCAUCAUGACAAUUUAGUUUUAGAACAUUUCUACCAAUUCCGAAAGAUCACAGUGCUUACAUGCAGUCAUAACACCCUAUUCCUGAUUUGCCCUU